AUGGCGGCCGCGCUGAGGCGAGUGCUCAGCCGUGGUCUCGAGGCCGCGCCGGGGCAGGAGGACGCGCCCGGGCCGCCCGUGCUGCUGCUCGGCGCCGCCGGCUCCGGGAAGACGGCGCUGCUCUUCGCCGCGGCCCUGGAGGCGGCGGGAGACGGCCGCGGCCACGUCCUCUUCCUGACUCGGCGGCCGCUGCAGAGCCUGCCGCGCGGCACCACGGGAGCGGCUCGCGAGCCCUGGCGGCUCCAGAAAAUUCGCUUCCAGUAUCCACCCUCCACUCAGGAGCUCGUGUGGCUCCUGUGCUCGGCCCACGAAGGCCGGGGACCUACCCCGUCCCUGUUGCUGCUGGACGGCCUGGAGGAGUACCUGGCCGAAGACCCCGGCACCCAGGAAGUCGCCUACCUGGCCGCCCUGCUCCUGGACACAGCCGCCCACUUCGGCCAGAGACUGGGACCCGGCCGGGAGUGUGGGCUGGCCGUGGCCCUGCAGACCCCGGAGGAAGGGGACGGCACGGGUGCCCUGCAGCUGGCCAUGCUGCAGCGCUACCUCCCCGCCCAGUGCUGGCUGCAGCCCCAGACCCCGGGCCCCGGCCGGGAGCCCAGCUGCCUGCGAGCCUGCCUGGACCCGGGGGCGCCGGGCCCCCGCUCCGAGUGGACAGUGACAUUUGGAGAGGAUGGGGAGAUGACGGUCACCCCCUGGUGCAGCUCGACCCAGCCUUGACCCUCGU
Messenger RNA from Ochotona princeps (American pika), 724 nucleotides. RefSeq names its product SWIM-type zinc finger 7 associated protein 1 (gene SWSAP1). Gene Ontology annotation, molecular function: single-stranded DNA binding. The transcript is spliced from 2 exons. The record is from RefSeq and is a predicted model, not a curated record. Gene Ontology annotation, biological process: double-strand break repair via homologous recombination. Bases 1 to 717 code for a protein of 238 amino acids. Gene Ontology annotation, cellular component: Shu complex. NCBI's taxonomy places the organism in Eukaryota, Metazoa, Chordata, Mammalia, Lagomorpha, Ochotonidae.